Pseudocercospora fijiensis CIRAD86 is the source of this 915-nucleotide messenger RNA. RefSeq lists its product as uncharacterized. The transcript is spliced from 3 exons. The coding region runs from base 1 to 915 and encodes 304 amino acids. NCBI's taxonomy places the organism in Eukaryota, Fungi, Ascomycota, Dothideomycetes, Mycosphaerellales, Mycosphaerellaceae. The record is from RefSeq and is a predicted model, not a curated record.
AUGUCCCCACCGAACUUCAACAUCGUCUCCACGGCUCUACCGCGUUACUACGAUGAGGAUCAGAAAGGCUACGUAGCAGACGAGAAGCACAAAGCAUACCUCGAUCGCCUCGCCGCUGCCCAGCCUGAUCAUCCAAGUCGCGGUAAUCAGCCAUUUCCAUUCAUGAGGCUUUCGGCAGAGCUGCGCAACAAGAUCUACGAUCUUGCCACGGACGUGGAUGUAUAUCGGCCAAAGAUUCGUCCCAGGGAUGGAGAUAAAUGCGGCCCACGAAAGACUCUCCGCACUAACGGCGCCAAAACUCGACAUCAGGAUCCAAGACACCAAUACAUCUUCGUGGGCAAGGGUCCAAGACUCAUUGGGUACUCAAAGCCAGCCAAGCCAACUCCUGUUCCAGGGAUUUUGGGCGCCAACAAGCAGGUCCGCGAAGAAGCUCUGUCCAUAUACUAUGGUGCUGCGGGAAAUAUGUUCAUGUUUUAUGGCUGCAGAUUUGAAAUCGUCGCGAAAUGGAUCACAGACACGGUCGGCAAGAAUAAGUGCCAUCUCCACUGCGUGAUUUGGCAAGGCUGUUCAGCUCUCGUCGAUGAAGAGGUUGUUGCGCUUGCAGCUAUGUUCUUGCUGGAGCAGACAGGACUCCUCAAGAAUUCGACGCUCUGCCUCUGCAACACAGUAGGCAUCCAUGUCCUGUGUGGAGUUAAUGAAUUCGUGGAAGGGCUCGUCAUCGAUGGCAAGGCUUACGGCGAGACCAAGGAAGAGCUCGACGAAAUGACAUUUGCCGAACUCGAGUCUCUCCUUAGCAAAGACGUGCUCCAAUGGUGGCAGGAUACACCCUUCAAGGAAUACCAGACGACCAGCGACUGUCCUAUCUGCACUCCCUCGACCACAGAGGAAACGGCCGUCAAGGCCGACAUACAAUGA